Messenger RNA from Cavenderia fasciculata, 2289 nucleotides. RefSeq lists its product as uncharacterized. Lineage: Eukaryota; Evosea; Eumycetozoa; Acytosteliales; Cavenderiaceae. Bases 1 to 2289 code for a protein of 762 amino acids. The transcript is spliced from 4 exons. The record is from RefSeq and is a predicted model, not a curated record.
AUGGAUAGGAUGGAUGCAAGAACAAGACAGUUUAUAUUGAUGGCUCAACAAUUGGGUCUGUUUCAAAGAGCAAGAGAUGAAGAUGACGAUAGUGAUGAUGAUGAUGAUAGUGACGAAGACGAUUAUUCCUAUGAUGAUAGUUCCGAAGACGGUGGAUACUAUUAUGAUAGUGAUGAUAGUGACGACCCCUAUGGUAACGGUGGUAUCUGUGCGUGUUGUCACCACCACCACUAUGAUGACGAUGACUCUAGCUCUGAUUCAGAGUCGUAUGGUAAUUAUAGAUCCACAUCGACGUUGUCGGAUCCUCGAAGAGAGUUGUACGGCACCUAUUCAUUCCACUAUAGUUUGGGUCACGAAGGCUUCUUUUAUCAUCCCAAAGAAGACUAUCUCGCCGAAGAUGAGGGUGACUUGAAGAUCGUUGCCGACGACCAUAUGGCCAUGUUCAAGGCGCAACUCGGUACAGAGGUAUGUUCGGCGUACCAAGGGGCUAUGGGUGUGGUGGAUACGUUUGAAAGGUCAAAGACCCAAAACAUGCCACAGGUCAAUCUGUCGGCAAGCCGUGCACGUCUCUUGAAAGAGGCAAAUGCUCCCGAUGCAACACUCGACUCGGUUGCCAUGACGACCGAUGCAUUGUCUAAAUUGAAACUACCCGAUCUCAAGAAACUGUGUCGUCGUCUGGGUUGCACGAUUGGUGGCAAGAAAGAGGCAGUGGUCGAUCGAAUCAUCAAGCAGGCCGAGGUAAAUGCAAAGGCACCGAAAAAGGCCGAUCUUGUCGUCGAGCAACACACAGCGUCCAAGUUGCACCAAAUGACCGUGACGCAGCUGCGUCGUGUCAUGGAAAAGUACGGUAUCGACUUUACGGCCAAGACGGUCAAACGCGAGAUGAUCCAAAUGAUCGAGCGCUGCGACUUGACCGCGCUCGACCACCGCGUGUCGGCCGCCCAGAUGGACGACUAUUUCAGAGGACAGGUGCAGUACACUCUGCCACCCAGUGUCGUCUUGCAAAUCUUCCACAAUGCGUUUGUCGGCUCGUUGCAGUCUGACGCGACGUCUCCCAAGACUUGGAUGCGUUGGAAAUUGUCGUUGGGGCUCAUCAACAAAUGGGCAUUCAAGAAUGUGUCGCAGUGGUUCACAAGUGUAUCACUCACCAAGCUCAGAACUUGGAAUGCAUAUCAAAAGAAUCCCGAGGAGGUGGUAUUGUACCGUCACUUUAUCAAUCCAUUCUGUCUGCUCAAAAACAUCACCAAGUUGUCAAUCUAUGAUUAUGACCUCGAAGUGAUGUCGUUGAUUCGCGGCACCAAACCCACUCUGACACCUGCCAUGACAUCAAUGUUUGGCAACCUCGAGUCGUUUACAGUGUCACACUCUGUCUUUCACAAAUGCUCUAAUCAUCUCACCGUACCACCUUUCCCUAAACUGAGAUCGGUCACUAUACACGAAAGCACUUAUGUCUCUAUCGAGACAACGUCCGUCGACACUGUCACCAAGAUUGACGCACGUUACCUUCACACUGGACUCGUUGCCACCAACAUGCAGUCAAUGUACUCGCAAUCUAUUCACGGCAACCCCGACACGCUCGAGAGUCUCUCCAAACUCACCACAUUGCGUCGUGUCGAACAAUCAUCUCGUCAACUCUCCAAUAGUACCAGUGGCGGUAUCAAAAAAGAUCAAGAACAAAUUGAAAAAGAUAUUGCAAAGGAAAUUAAUGAUAAAGUUGCUAUAAUAGUUCAAUUAUUAAAGGAUAUUGAUACUCAAACUGCUUCACAAAAACAAACAAGAGCACAUAAUACAGUUAUAAUGAGAGAAUCAUUGGAUCAAAUUCCUUUCCUUUUACAUACAUGGAGAAGAGCAUAUAUUUUAUUCUCAAUUAAUGACAAGAUACCAAAUUCAUAUCAUUAUGAUUUGAGAAAUUCUGGAUCAACUAGUAUAUUCACAGAAUGGAUGGCAGAGAAUUAUACUCUUGAACAUUUAGCUUUGGACAACUAUGAUCCAGCCAUUGUAAAGGCAAUUGAGAAUUGCUCGACUCUUCACACUCUUGAAUUAUGUGAAGGUAAUGCUGACCCCGAAAAUAUAUUCCGCCAAUUGGCCAGCGAAGCACCUCCCAUCAAAACUCUUAUCUUUUAUGUAUCUGAUACCACAAAUAUCGAAAAAGUCUCUCAGUUGGCCACCAAAAUGAUUUCAUUCAAGGUCGAUUCUCAUCGUUAUUAUGCCAAUAAUGGUCAUUUCGAUGGUCCAACCUAUAAACUUGUAUUGAAAAGGGUAUCACCUACUACAAGUACAGUAGUUUAA